GCCACCAAUUCAGGUGUCGCGUCUCUUCGUUUUAUUUUCGAAACAAUCUAAAUUGAUUUUACGCAUUUUAUCAAAAUCGCGGAUUGGUUCCGCAAUUUUAAGAGAACCGAGGAUAUUAACUUUGAUUUUUCGCGAAUUCGUGUCGGAAACUGUACACACAAGUUUCAUAGAUCGAUUACACAUUUCCAAAUCUUAUCAAACAUUUCGCAAGGUCGGCGAAGUACUUUUCCUCUGUUACUUAAAUUAAAGAUUUUAAAGACCGAAGGAAACAAAUGUCAAUAUUCGGAAAAUACAGCGUCUAGUCACUAGUGCGAAAUGAGGUUAUACCACGCGAAUCGUCGAGAUUUCCUAAUUCUUGUUAUUGAUCGCAUUUGAAGCUGUUUGUACUCAAGACGAUUCGUAUUUUUUGCAUUAGAAGAAUCUAUUGUUGAAUUGCACAGGAGCGGUUCAUUGAAACUUGUUUAUCAUAAUUGACAGAGCAGUUUGCACUUUGCACCACUUGUUAUCGCAUGAUUCGAUCGUUUUCUCAACGUAUCUCGAAGCGAAUCGUCUUACACGUCCAACAAGAACGUCGAGAACGGACAGCGGAAAAUUAAUCUGAAAAAAUGUCGCUCUCCAAGCCGACCAAUAUCAUGUACAAUCUCAUCGGUGCGUACCUACAGCGGCUGUACAUCAGUCCUUUGAGAACAAAAGCUAUAACGAGUUGUAUUAUUGCCGCUCUUGGAAAUGUGGUGUCUCAGAAACUGUCUGGUGCAAAACGGCUUAACGAAGACAGUAUCUUGGCCUAUGCUCUAUUUGGCCUGUUGUUUGGAGGACCAGUACCCCAUUACUUUUACACAUAUGUAAGACUAUUCGUGCAGAAUCCUCUGGGGAUACUUCUGAUAGAGAGACUCAUUUACACACCGUGUUUCCAAGCACUCGCGCUCUACCUGCUUGCCAUUUUCGAAGGCAAAUCCCAUCCAGUGGCAUGUGCUCACAUGCAAAGAUUAUAUUUGCCAACAUUGAUGGCUAAUCUGAAGUACCUGACGCUAUUCCAUUUCAUCAAUAUAAAAUUUGUCCCACCAAUGUUAAGAGUCUUGAUGGCGAAUCUCGUUGGUUUCAUAUGGGUUAUCUAUCUUACUAAUAAGAGAGCUAAUAAGAAAGCUUCGAAAGAAAAGUAAAAGAACGCGAGAAUCUAUUUGUAAUCAUUGUUAUAAAUAUUUUUGUAACUAUAUGUAAUAUGUUAAUGCAUAUAAUGCGUAAAAUGUGCUAAAUGAUGCUUCUUGAGGGAGUUCGACUGCUAAAUCAAAAUGAACAGAUUUUCAUGAAACUUUGUAGAGAAGUUCAAAUUAGUGAUAUAAAUGGACUGAAAAUGUUAGAAAGCUGAACUAGCUAAUUGUUUAGAUAUUAAAUAUUUUAUUAGCAUGGACUCUUAAGGGAAUCGAUGAAUUUUCAAUAUUUUUCAGUUUUUAUUGUCAUAUCAAACGUAGAAGCAAUGAACAGAUGUUAGUAAAACUUUACGAUACAUCUUAGCUGUCUAGAAAAGUACUGUUAAAUUUUUGCACUUAAUGCAAAUAAUGCACUUGCUCAUUUGAGUGAAAUAAUUGAUAAGAAAAAAUUUACAAUAACCGAAGUAAUACAGCACGUAAGUGUGGUAAAUGUAUGCUAGUGAUAUAAUAUGUAUUUCAAAUUGUUGUAUUUAGUUAUCUAAGGAUGGUAUAAUAGUGAAGAAUGAUAAUUCUCAAUUAAAAAAAAAUUAUUUCAGUAAUGAAAGUAGUACCUUAUAACCGAAUUUUUUCUUAUAUUCACCAUUAUUAACUUUAGAUCAUAUACAGCAAAAAAAUAGCCAACAAAAUGGUCAUUUGAAUAUUUUGUAUUACUUGAACCCCUGUACCACUUGCUGUGCCAGGCCUGAGCAGAGGAACUCCCUUAGUUGUAAAAAAAAAGAAAUACUUUACGAAUAACGUGUAACAAAUUUGUCAAGUACUAACGGUACUUAUUGUUUGUAUGUACAAAGCGAAACAAUAUUAUGUUAAUAAUGCAUUGCAUCGUUGAUUCGUUGAUUUAAGAAAUGUAUAAAAUGUAUCUAUAUGUUGUAACAUAAUGGAAUUGGAAUUGUGCUAUAUAUAAAUAAAAUUAAUAUAGUUUCAACAGA
Monomorium pharaonis (pharaoh ant) is the source of this 2134-nucleotide messenger RNA. RefSeq names its product peroxisomal membrane protein 2. The record is from RefSeq and is a predicted model, not a curated record. The transcript is spliced from 6 exons. Bases 606 to 1160 code for a protein of 184 amino acids. Gene Ontology annotation, cellular component: membrane; cytoplasm. Lineage: Eukaryota; Metazoa; Arthropoda; Insecta; Hymenoptera; Formicidae.